This is a messenger RNA of Phalaenopsis equestris, 3196 nucleotides long. Its product is annotated as protein ARABIDILLO 1-like. The coding region runs from base 1 to 2793 and encodes 930 amino acids. Lineage: Eukaryota; Viridiplantae; Streptophyta; Magnoliopsida; Asparagales; Orchidaceae. The transcript is spliced from 12 exons. The record is from RefSeq and is a predicted model, not a curated record. Gene Ontology annotation, molecular function: protein binding.
AUGAGCCGGCGAGUGAGGAGGCGGGGUUCGCAGUCAAAAGACAAAGAUAAGGUCAUUAUAUCCUCGCCGGUGUUCCCGGAGACAGCGGAGGAGUACGAGAUAUGCCGUCCUGGUGGUGAAAUUUCAGGCUGUCACGAGGUGGAGUGGACUCGCCUCCCCGAUGACACUGUUGUCCAGCUCUUCUCUUGUCUCAGCUACCGCGACCGAGCCUGCCUCUCUUCCACCUGUCGUACUUGGCGCCUCCUUGGCUCGUCACCGUGCCUCUGGAAUUCGCUUGACCUCCGCGCUCAUCGAUGCGACGCUGAUACUGCGAGCGUUCUCGCCUCCCGUUGCACGAGCCUCCGUCGUCUCCGAUUCCGGGGAUCGGAGUCGGCCGCUGCCAUUAUAAAUCUUCACGCCCGUGACUUGCGGGAGAUUGCCGGGGAUUAUUGCCGUGACAUUACAGAUGCUACGCUAUCAGUGAUUGCUGCUCGGCAUGAGGCGCUCGAGAGCCUGCAGAUUGGGCCCGAUCCGUGUGAGAAGAUCAGCAGCGAUGCCAUCCGCCAUGUGGCCAUGUGCUGCUCGAGAUUGAGAAGGUUGCGCCUUUCGGGUGUCAGGGAGAUUGAUGGCCUCGCUAUCGGCGCCUUGGCGAGGCACUGCUCCCGGCUGGAGGAGAUUGCGCUUAUUGACUGUGGGAGCAUCGAUGAGACCGCCCUUGGCAAGUUGGAAUGCCUAAAGUUUCUGUCAAUAGCAGGUUCCCGGAAUUUGAAAUGGGCAUCAGCUGUCACUUCCUGGAGCAAGCUUCCAAACCUUGUUGGAUUGGAUGUUUCUAGGACUGAUGUUCCCUCAAGUGCUCUGUUUAGAAUUUUCUCCUCCUCUAAGAAUUUGAAAGUUUUGUGCGCUCUCAACUGCCUGGCAUUAGAGGAGGAGGUCAAUCUUAACCCGCUGAGCUCUAGCCAUGCCAAGGCAAAGAUAGUCCUCACUCUCUUCACUGAUGUUUCGAAGAGGAUUACGUCUUUAUUUUCUAAUUCUGUAGGGAACGAAACUGAGGUCACUGGGAAUUGGAGGUCUCAGGGAAACAAGGAUAAGCACUUGAAUGACAUCAUAAGCUGGGUGGAAUGGAUACUAUCGCAGUCUUUGCUUCGCAUAGCCGAGAUGAAUCCUACUGGCACGGAUGAUUUUUGGUUGAGGCAGGGGGCUGCAUUAUUGUUGAGUUUGGUGAAUAGUUCUCAGGAAGAUGUACAAGAGAGAGCGGCAGCUGGGCUUGCUGCUUUCGUGGUAAUUGAUGACGAGAACGCUACAGUGGAUCCAGCAAGGGCGGAGGCUGUCAUGAAAAAUGGGGGCAUUCCAUUGCUUUUGGGACUUGCGAGGUCAUGCAGGGAAGGUGUACAGUCUGAAGCUGCGAAGGCUAUUGCAAACUUGUCAGUUAAUGCCAAAGUUGCAAAAGCAGUUGCUGAUGAAGGUGGUAUCAGUAUCCUUGCUAGCCUAGCAAGGUCCACAAACAGGCUGGUUGCUGAAGAAGCUGCUGGAGGGCUCUGGAAUCUUUCAGUUGGAGAAGAGCACAAGACUGCCAUCGCUGAAGCUGGUGGUGUUAAAGCUCUGGUAGAUCUCAUCUUUAAAUGGCCAACCGGGACAGAUGGAGUGCUUGAGCGUGCUGCUGGUGCACUAGCAAAUCUUGCUGCGGAUGACCAAUGUAGCAUGGAAGUAGCAAUGGCAGGUGGCGUGCAUGCUUUGGUGAUGCUUGCAAGGUCAUGCAGGGUUGAAGGAGUGCAAGAGCAGGCCGCUCGUGCCUUAGCUAAUUUGGCUGCUCACGGGGAUAGCAAUAGCAACAAUGCUGCAGUCGGUCAAGAGGCAGGUGCUGUCGAUGCACUAGUGCAACUAACUUGUUCUCCUAACGAAGGUGUAAGGCAAGAAGCUGCUGGCGCUCUGUGGAAUUUAUCUUUUGAUGAUAGAAAUCGAGAGGCAAUUGCUGCGGCUGGGGGUGUUGAAGCACUGGUUACCCUUGCCAAUGCCUGUGCAAAUGCCUCUCAUGGCCUACAAGAAAGGGCUGCUGGAGCUUUGUGGGGAUUGUCAGUGUCAGAAGCCAAUAGUGUUGCAAUUGGACGAGAAGGUGGUGUUGCACCUCUUAUUGCUUUGGCACGCUCGGAUGCUGAAGAUGUUCACGAAACUGCUGCUGGAGCACUUUGGAAUCUUGCAUUUUAUCCUGGCAAUGCUCUUCGUAUAAUUGAAGAGGGGGGUGUUCCCGCUCUUGUACAUCUUUGUUCAUCAUCGGGGUCAAAAAUGGCUCGUUUCAUGGCUGCACUGGCACUUGCUUAUAUGUUUGAUGGAAGGAUGGAUGAGUUUGCAUUGAUUGGUUCUUCAUCAGAAGGGACUUCAAAGAGCGUUAGCUUUGAAGGUGCGAGGAAGAUGGCGCUAAAGCAUAUAGAAGCAUUUGUCCUUUCAUUUUCAGAUCAUCAACUUUUCACCAUGGCCGCUGCGUCCUCUGCUCCAACGGCUUUGGCACAAGUUCUUGAAGUGACUCGCAUACAAGAAGCAGGGCAUCUAAGAUGCAGUGGUGCAGAGAUUGGUCGAUUUGUAGUUAUGCUUCGUAAUUCCUCUAGCAUACUUAGAGCCUGUGCUGCUUUUGCUCUUGUGCAGUUCACUAUUCCUGGCGGAAGGCAUGCGAUGCAUCAUGCUAGUCUCUUGCAGAAAGCUGGGGUGACUAGAGCCUUACGCGGAGCUGCUGCUUCAGCAUCAGCUCCUUUAGAAGCCAAAGUCUUUGCGAGGAUAGUCCUUAGGAAUCUCGAACACCAUCAGUUAGAAGCUUCUGUGUAGAAGUUGUUCAACACAUCUCUCUUCUUUUACUUUGCUUUGGAGGUCAGUACUUUUCUUCUAAUUCUUCGCUCUAUCGCUAAUAGAAGCCCCCCAAAAAUUGCAGUUACUGCCAGUUUCUAAGGAUUCUGCAAGGGUCCUGGUGAAUUGCCAAAUAAUAAUACGAAACUUUGGCCUGCAAUGUCAUGUUUAUUAGACAUUUGAUGUGGUUUGGCUGUCUGUAAUCUUUAAUUUGGUGAGCAUGUUGUUGUUACUCUUGUUAUUUUUUAAUAUGUUUGAUUUACCAUGUAAAAGGUGCUGGAUGUUCUUAAGUAGACCAGUAUCCGUCAGUUUUGCGCUAUUAUUAUUUUUUUUAGUGAAUUUGAAAGAGAUUAAAAGCAAUAUUGCAUACACUUUUUAUUUGUAA